Molecule: messenger RNA, 541 nt
Organism: Microdochium trichocladiopsis
Lineage: Eukaryota; Fungi; Ascomycota; Sordariomycetes; Xylariales; Microdochiaceae
Exons: 1
Coding region: 321-494 (57 amino acids)
Source: RefSeq, a predicted model, not a curated record
GACAAAGCUCAGCAGCGAGAAGCGUAAGUUGUAUCGAGUAGCAGCACCACAACCCGCAUCACCACUAACGUGUCCCUUCUCAAUAGUCGAGUUUGCGACAGUCGGUCAGACCAAGGAUGGCAAGAUCUACCACAGACUCUGGAGUGCCGAUGAGAUCACAGCGUUAUUGAAGGAACAUGACCUGGCGAAGGACGAGAGCUCGGAGGACAAGUAGAAGCAUGAAGGAGUGCACGCUGUGUUCUCCAUAUGACGAAAGAUGUACUUGAUGAGAAGCAGCAGCUAAUGUCUGCCACUUUAUUGACGAGCAAGUGGCGGGCUUCAUGUCCCCAAUGCCACGAAAAGGGUGUAUUCCAAUGUUGCGGUCAAUGCUGGUCUAUCCUGUGACCUUUCGUGAUCGCCGCCGUGACUCGUGGGCCUCAGCAUAUCUCGUGUUCUGCUCCAUGCUGGUGACUUCUUCUUUGAUCUUGUACGUACUCUUGGGCAUCAGCUUCUGAAAGGUGGGGGUGGGAUACACCAGAAGUAGCCUCAUCGGCGGGGCAGG